CACAUCCCUACUCAAACUUCUCAACUUCUGUCCUGGGCCGUUAUCCACUGAGACCUCCUCCCAGCUUCCUCAAAUUUCCAAAGACGCGUUAAUCGCGGACGAGUAACCUGGAUUGGAGGAGACGCGUAUCCCGGCAGCAGCUUCAUUGGUUCCGACAAACAAAUCUGGAUUGCUUUUGAUUUGUAGACCCAAUCACAGGACUCUUCAUCAUGGCCGAAGAGAGACACACCAGUACACGUGGUAGUUCUUUUCACCCGAAUGUCCCUGCGUCCCGCCCUAGCCAGAAUUCACCAGUGAAAAAUUCUGGUCCUUUGUACCCGCCCAUCAGCCCUUCUCGCCCACAGCAACAGCAAAGUCACUCCAGAGUAAGAGAAUCUCGGACAAGCUCCCAAAACACUCCAUUCUCACCUGCAAACAGAAAUCCGUCACCCGUCAAACGCGGACAACCCCUGACCAAACCACCCAGACCCAGCUCAAGGCCUACAUUCUCCUCUACUUCCAGAGCAACUUCACCCACCAAAGUCUCUGUAAUUAAACAAAAUAGCAAAACUCCUACCAACACCCACGCCAGCCCUACUCGUACACCUCUUUGGCCCAAUGGAAGAGCUGAGACUGGAUUAGGUCUUAACAUCGGAAAUCCAACUCCAGGAAGAUCAUCCCCUACCCGUCAACCUUCUUUGAAACCUUGCAGUAGUGGUCACGACUCGAUGGAUAGCUCACUGAUGAACGUGACAUUCGUCAGUGCUGCAAGUGGGAUCGACGAAAAUCAGCCUCUCCCAUCUUCAGCCAAGCCCAAGGAGUUCAAAUCACAUCAAUCUUCGAUCCUGGCCGGUUUAGGAUUCUCACGAAUAGGCAAUCAAAGCAAAUCUCCCAUUCUUCCCACCACACCCGGUGUAUCUCCAGAAAAGUCUAAAAAUGUCGCACUCAAGUCAGAUGAAAGGCACAUCGGCGGAUAUGACCCAAAACGAGAACCACUGAAGGCUUACUUGAGAAUUAGACCACCCAAUGCAGCUUCGACGCGGACCCCGCCGUACAUCUCAAUACUGAAUGACACCGAGGUUUUGCUGGCUCCACCUACUCAAUCCUCAGCUACCGGAUUUGCGGCACAAGAAAGCGUGAAUGCCAAAUACAAGUUUACACGGGUGUAUGGACCAGAGGCCACCCAACAGGAGUUCUUUCAAGGUACCGGGUUACCACUUGUGGCUGAUCUGUUGGAUGGUAAAAGCAGUCUGUGCUUCGCAUAUGGUGUCACCGCUUCUGGAAAAACGUAUACCGUUCAAGGCGGAUUGGAUACUGCCAGAGGCGGUGGCUCGAUGGACCCAGGGCUAUUGCCUCGAACUAUGGACGUCUUGUUCAAUUCGAUCGGAUGUAAUCUGACCGAAUUGCCAAUCAAACCAGCCAGACUGACAGGCAUUGAAAUCGCACCCUUCGUCCCGGAGCCAUUGAGACUGUUGAAACGCAAUGGCUUCUCUGACCCUUCGUCUCCGCAUUCAUCUCCAAUGCUGUUAAAAGACCAAACGAUUUUGCCUAUCGAUACGAACUGCGAGUAUGGAAUUUGGAUUUCUUAUGCUGAGGUUUACAACGAAAAGGUCUACGAUCUACUAGAUACAUUGCUUGAAUCCUCCUCCAGUUCUGGAGCUACCUUUCAAUCAUUUACUGCCAACCUGGCUGACCAAGUCAAGAAUGCAGCUCAUCUACUACACACCAAGGCAUCGCAUUCGGGCGGGGUUAUCAAACGGAAACCGCUGACACUGAAGCACGAUAAAGCCAACGGCAACAAAUACAUCCAUGGUCUGACAGAGAUUAGGGUGAAGACUGCGGAAGAAGCCAAGAUUCUACUACGCCAUGGACAGGUUAAUCGGACGGUGUUUUCUACAUAUGCGAAUCGAACAAGCUCCCGUAGUCAUGGAAUAUUUACGAUCAAAGUGAUCAAACUGCCGAAAAACAUCCAACUUUCAGAAAGUAUGUUAUCCACUGCGACGGUCUCAAGGUUAUCGAUUGUUGAUUUGGCGGGGUCGGAACGGACGAGGAAUACCCAAACGACAGGCCAACGAUUGAAAGAGGCCGGAAACAUCAAUAAGUCGCUCAUGGUCCUGGGACAAUGUAUGGAGACUUUGAGGAGGAACCAAGAGCAGAAGGAGAAAAAUCGUAAAAUGACUAUCGUGCCGUUCCGGCAUUCGAAGUUGACUGAGCUGUUCCAAAGCUUUUUUACCGGCGAGGGGAAAACCGUGAUGAUCGUUAACGUGAACCCUUGUGAUACCGGCUUUGACGAGAAUUCUCAUGUGAUGAAGUUCUCUGCUGUAGCUAGUGAAGUCGUCACUGUUCGGGAGGAACAGCAUCUGAACUCGUACGCCUACCUUCAAGAUCAAGCAAAAGCCCAGGUCGCGCCCCCAGUUGUGGAUGAAACUAGCUUUAUUCUUGAGGAUGAAGACGAUGACGAUGAAACGGAAAAUGAAGAUGGAGCUGAAGAUUUGACAGCAAGUAAUGACGCGUUUGUGGAUCAUCUCUUAGAACAAGUCUCUUCAUUACGUGUAAAGUUGGUCGAAGCAGAAAUUCGGUCAGCCAUGAUCGAAGCUGAGAUCAGAGAACAAGUGAUGCAAGAAUACAACCAGAAAAUGUUAGAUAUGGAAGCCUUGUUUACGCAAAAUAUGGCCAAUGAGGCUAAAGAGGCCGAACUGAAAGCGGACAGGAAGAUAGAUAUCUUCAAUCGAGCAACACAGCAUCUGAGCCGAUCCAGCUCUGAAGAACUCAAUGAGGAGGGAACAGAAGAAUCCAGAAAUCCGAACGAAAUAGACGUCGUCAAGCAAGCAAAACCCCAGCCUAAUCGAUCUAAAAAGUCUACUAAGAAACAGCCAACAGCGAAAGCCCUCAUCGACAGUGAAAAGGAAGCUGAUGAUGAUGAUCCGACUUCUCACCUCCAUCAACCAUCUUCAGAUCAUCGGCCGGAAGCUCAUCCCGUUCGUGAACUUCGUCCCCGGACUCAAAAAUCUUGAAAAAUCGGUUUCUGGAGCGUUGUUUUAUAAUGUUGGUGUCAUCUUUUCUUCUUCAGUUUCCCUUCAUUAUCUUUUUUUUCUUGUGUUUUUUGUUGAGGUAGAGAG
Molecule: messenger RNA, 3098 nt
Organism: Puccinia graminis f. sp. tritici CRL 75-36-700-3
Lineage: Eukaryota; Fungi; Basidiomycota; Pucciniomycetes; Pucciniales; Pucciniaceae
Exons: 9
Coding region: 210-2993 (927 amino acids)
Biological process (GO): microtubule-based movement
Cellular component (GO): kinesin complex; microtubule; nucleus
Molecular function (GO): microtubule motor activity; microtubule binding; ATP hydrolysis activity
Source: RefSeq, a predicted model, not a curated record